Molecule: messenger RNA, 830 nt
Organism: Cariama cristata (Red-legged seriema)
Lineage: Eukaryota; Metazoa; Chordata; Aves; Cariamiformes; Cariamidae
Gene: HS3ST2
Product: heparan sulfate (glucosamine) 3-O-sulfotransferase 2
Exons: 1
Coding region: 1-789 (262 amino acids)
Molecular function (GO): [heparan sulfate]-glucosamine 3-sulfotransferase activity
Source: RefSeq, a predicted model, not a curated record
AUGGACACGGGAGACUGCCAUGCCCGGGGGCCCUCUGCAGCGCUGCCGGAGGGAGCUGUGCCUGCCUUGUGCUGCGGGAGGGGACACCCCACCAGCCCCACGCUACGGACACCACCUCCCGGUGCCUGGCCCGGCCCCUUCUUCACCAUCACCUUCUGCUUUGCUUGCAGGAGCCUGAUGCCACGAACACUCGACAGUCAGAUCACGGUGGAGAAGACCCCCAGCUACUUUGUCACCAAGGAGGCACCACGGCGGAUCUUCAACCUGUCCCGGGACACAAAGCUGAUCGUGGUGGUGAGGAACCCGGUCACCCGGGCCAUCUCGGACUACACACAGACGCUCUCCAAGAAGCCAGACAUCCCCACCUUCGAGGGGCUGUCCUUCCGCAACCGCAGCCUGGGGCUGGUGGACACCUCCUGGAACGCCAUCCGCAUCGGGAUGUACGCCGUGCACCUAGAGAGCUGGCUCCAGUACUUCCCCCUCUCCCAGAUCCACUUUGUCAGUGGGGAGAAGCUGAUCACAGACCCAGCCGGGGAGAUGGGCAAAGUCCAGGACUUCCUGGGCAUCAAACGGGUUAUCACGGACAAGCACUUCUACUUCAACAAGACAAAAGGCUUUCCUUGCCUGAAAAAGUCAGAGAGCAGCGGCUUGCCUCGCUGCCUGGGCAAGUCCAAAGGCAGGACUCACGUGCAGAUAGACCCGGAGGUAAUCGAGCAACUUCGGGACUUUUAUAGACCUUAUAAUAUCAAAUUCUAUGAAACAGUCGGGCAGGACUUCAGGUGGGAAUAAGCGUCCAGGAGCAGAGCUGCGAUGAUAUGAGGCUGCAGUCU